Messenger RNA from Mobula hypostoma (lesser devil ray), 9125 nucleotides. Its product is annotated as zinc finger protein 420-like. The record is from RefSeq and is a predicted model, not a curated record. Gene Ontology annotation, biological process: regulation of transcription by RNA polymerase II. Gene Ontology annotation, cellular component: nucleoplasm. The coding region runs from base 576 to 1883 and encodes 435 amino acids. The transcript is spliced from 2 exons. Gene Ontology annotation, molecular function: RNA polymerase II cis-regulatory region sequence-specific DNA binding; DNA-binding transcription repressor activity, RNA polymerase II-specific. Lineage: Eukaryota; Metazoa; Chordata; Chondrichthyes; Myliobatiformes; Myliobatidae.
CAAACGUGACGACUCCGACCGCACGGCUCGGCAGCUGUUCGGAGCCGAGCACCGGGCUGGGGGUUCAGUCAGCAUCAAAGAGCAGUUCACGUCGGGGGAGAGAGCCAGUACGGGCUCCGCCAUCGCCACAAACAUCAAAGGUGGAGGAAUUGCGACUGGGUAUCUCAGAUGGAAUAUCACAUCAGGUCUACACCCCACUCUGCUCCCCAGCACCUGAAUAUCAUCAGCCUGUGAGCGUGGAAGGAGAGAUGCUGGUUUGUUUCACUUCAGACCCCAGAUCUUCAGAUCCAUUUCCUUGAGAAUAUUCAAAUGUUCUUUCCACCUGUUUCUAUUUGAAGAAAGUAAUUAAUUCAGCCAUCUUUUUACUGACUGAUCGCUGAGGUCCUGGGGAAACAUUGUCGCCCUGCUUCAGGCGCAUGACGGGACUCACUCAGUCACCCGAUUCACUCGCUCAUCCCACUUGGUGAAACAGCACUGAACUGACACCAGAGAGAGGCCAUUCUGCUGCCCAGUCUGUCAUCCAGCCUCCUGAUACAUUUGACCCCAGGAAAAACUUUAAGUGACACAGCGACCUGAUGAAACGCCCGCAAGAUCCCGCCGGUGAGAGGCCCUUCACCUGCUGUCACUGUGGAAAGGGUUUCAAAAAUUCCUCUGGACUACAGAGACACCAGCUGGUCCACACUAGGGAGAGGCCAUUCAUAUGCUCUGAGUGUGGCAAGGGAUUCACUCAGUCGUCUGACCUCCUGACACACCAACGAAUUCACACCGGAGAGCGGCCGUUCAUAUGCAGUCAGUGUGGCAAGGGGUUCACUCGAUCGUCCCACCUGCUGACACACCAACGAAGUCACACCGGGGAGCGGCCAUUCAUCUGCUCUGAGUGUGGGAGGGGAUUCACUCGGUCAUCUGGACUUCUGACGCACCAACACAUUCACACCAGAGAGAAGCCCUACACCUGCUCCGACUGCGGGAAGGGAUUCACUCAGCUGUCCAUGCUUCUGACGCAUCAACGCAUUCACACCGGGGAGACAUCGUUCACCUGCUGUCACUGUGGGAAGGGUUUCGUAGAUUUAUUCAGGCUACAGAGACACCAGCUAUUCCAUAGCAGUGAGAGGCCAUUCAUCUGCUCUGAGUGCGGGAAGGGAUUCACUCAGUCGUCUGACCUUCUGACACACCAACGAAUUCACACCGGGGAGCAGCCGUUCAUCUGCCAUCAGUGUGGCAAGGGGUUCACUCAGUCUGCCCACCUGCUGAUACACCAGCGGAUUCACACCAGGGAGAGGCCAUUCAUCUGCCCCGAGUGUGGGGGGAGAUUAACUUGGUCUUCUGAGCUCCUCACGCACCAAAAUAUUCACACUGGGAAGAGGCCCUUUGCUUGCUCCCAAUGCGGGAAGGGUUUCACUCGGUCAUCCGUAUUGCUGAUGCACCAACGAAUUCAAACCGGGGAGAAGCCAUUCACCUGCUCCGAGUGCGAGAAGGGGUUUACACGAUCGUCUGACCUUCUGAGGCACCAGCGGAUUCACACCGCGGAGAGACCCUUCACCUGCUCAGAGUGCAGGAAGGGGUUCACUCAGUCGUCUGAACUUCUGGCACACCAACGAAUUCACACCGGGGAGAGGCCGUUCACCUGCUCCGAGUGUGGGAAGGGGUUCACUCGGUCGUCUGCCCUUCUGAGGCACCAGCGGAUUCACACCGCAGAGAGGCCCUUCCCCUGCUCAGAGUGCAGGAAGGGAUUCACUGAGUUGUCUGAGCUAUUGGCGCACCGACGAAUUCACACCGGUGAGAGGCCGUUCACCUGCUCUGAGUGUGGGAAGGGAUUCACUCGGUCAUCUGCCCUUCUGAGGCACCAGCGAAUUCACACCAGAGAGGCCCUUCACCUGCCCUGAACGUGGAAGAACUUCAUUCGAUUGUCUCACUUCUGGAGGCACCGAUGAACUCACACUAAAGGGACUGUUUAAAUGUGCGGUACAUACGUGGGGCAUUUAAACAAUGCAGCUGCUGAGAGAGCGGUGAGUUUACAAGUGACUGCAGGAACUGAUUCUGCAGUUAUUGCUGCUGUUGAUCACAUCCAGGUUUGGACCCUGGUUACUGGACACAUUUGGGUUGUUUCCCCUGGAACUGCAGGUACAUUUGUAUUCUGCAUCAAUUAUAAAUAGAUCUGUUCUGUGUGAAUGAACUGGGCUUGUGGAGGAUGUGAAGAGACUUUAAGGAGAUACAGAGAAGCUAUAGCCCCAUUGUCAUCUGUGACUCUACUGUCUGCUGGGGCAGGUGGGAGGGCCAAGUGGCCCUUUCCUGUGGUAUGUUGCUCACACAAGGCAGGGAGCACAACACACUGAGGGUCCAACAGCAUCCGUGGAGGCAGAAGAUAUGAGGCAGUGGUCUGGGUUUCCUGACGCAGGGUCUCGACUGGAAACGUCAACUUGUACCUUCAUCGUCCAGAGACGCAGUUCGACUGUUAAGCUCUAUCAGUGUCCGGUUUUGUGGUUCCAGGGUCCAGCGACUGGUUCUCCUAGGGGAAAUGGGCCGAGUGCAAAGUGGCGUUUUUGGGAAGACAAGCCCGGGCUGGACUCGCACAGUGAAUGGAAGUGUCCUGGGGAGCACUGGGAGAACAGAGAGACUUGCAUGAACAGAGUUCCCUGAAAGUGGUGACGUUGAUGGACAAGGUAGUGAAGGCAUUUGGCACACUGGCCCUCACCGUAGAUCACAGUAAAUUAAAGUACAUAUACGUCCCAGUAUACAACCCUGACAUUCAUUUUCUUGUGGGCAUACUCAUUAAUUCCAUAAUAGAAUAGCAACCAAAUAGAAUGAAUGAAAGACCACAUCAACUGUGGUGUGCAAAAGACAACAAACUGUGCAAGUACAAAGAUAAACAAAUAACGAGCAAUAAAUAUUGAGAACAUGAGAUAUCAAGUCCUUGAAUGUGAGUUCAUAGUUUGUGGGAACAUUUCAAUGAUGUGGCAAGUGCAGCCUGCAUCUUUGCUGUCCAGGGUUGAGUGAAGAGCCAAUCAGAUGGCGUUUGCUGCGGAACUGUUGCUCCGGGAGGAAAAUUGGAUCAGAUACAAGUCGCAUCUCAGGCAUGAGUUGAUAGGUUUCGUCGUGAGUCUCUCAAAAUACUUCAUCACUGUGGAUGUAAGUGCUACUGGAUAGUAGCCGUUGAGGCAGUUUACCCUGGUUGUCUUGGGCACUGGUAUAAGUCAAGUCUGCUUGAAGAAGGUGGGUAACUCAGACUGCCGAAGCGAGAGGUUACAGAUCUCAGUGCACGUCAGCCUCAGAGACUGAAAUCACAGGAUCAUCGGGUGCUGAGCAAGUUCUUGAUGGCUCCUCCAGAUUUUGACGAUCUGAGCACAGAAAGCAUUGAGUUCACCUGAAAGUGAAGCCCUGUCAUCACCUAUGUUGCAUCAUCAGUCAGGGGUUUGAGUGCAAGAGUCGGCAAGUUGUGAGGCAACUGCUCAAGAUGUCGUUGAGACCACACUUGGAGUUAAUGUGCAUUUCUGGUCACCUAACUACAUGAAUGAUAACAUUACGAAGGCAAAGGUGCAAAAUAGAUUCACAAGGUUGACACCAGGGUCUUGGAAGGCUUGAGUUAUAAAGAGAAUCUGGAUUGAACUUACAAGACCACAGCACAGUGUAGGCCCUCUGGCCCACAACGUUGUGUAGACUUUUUAACCUGCUCUAUGAUUAAUCUGGCCGACUGGUGGCAUAGUGGCAUCAGCGCUGGACUUUGGAGUAAAGGCUCCCGAGUUCAAACCCAGCCGGCUCCCUUGCAUGCCUUCCAUCCAUGCUGGGUUGAGCGUCGUGCUAGCAACUUGGCCUCGUGAAAAUAAGAAAGCCUGCUAAAAAAAAAAACUCCCUCAUGACGGCAUCCCGAUGACUCCACUCGGAGUUAAGGGCUUUCUUCUUCUUCAUGAUUAAUCUAACCCUUCCCAGCUAUAUUGCCCUCUAUUUUUCUAUCAUCCACGUGCUUAUCUAAGAGUUUCUGAGAUGCCCCUAAAGUAUCAGCUUCCACCACCACUGGCAAGGUUUUCCACCCACCCACUACUUUCUGUGUUUUUUUUUUAAGAAAAGACAAACUUUCCUCUGCUGCUUUCUUUCCCUGAAGCAAAAUAGUUUGAGAUGUUGGCCAUGAAGGAAAUAAAUAUGGAAGAAAACAUCAAAUUUGAAAGAGUCAAGGAGAGAAGAAGUAGAUGAACCAGAUGUCUUUGUUCUUGCCAUGUGCUUGAAGGAAUGGAGGCUGCCAUUUUGGGAAGCUGCUCCGUAGCCUCCGUUUUGUGAACAGUUUAAAUUGAUUCUUCCUCUGGAAUAGCUUGAUCAGAGCAAUACAGUGUGGACACAAGCAGUUUUUGCUAUUGAUCUGCAAAUCCUGAGAUCAUUCUCAGAUAAGCUGUUUAUUGUGUACAAUGGCAGGUUUACAGAAGUAAUCUCAUUAUCUCAGCCUAGUGCCUCUGUGACCUGGUUAGAAUGGUUUGUUCCCGAGUCGAAUAGAACAAAAGAAGUCAAUUAAGGCAUGGGUUGUGUCGACCUUGGAUACUUUCAAUGGGAAUCAGACACAGGUCAGUCGGGUGAUGCCAACAGGAUUGAAAUGCAACAUUGAACUGAUGAGAGAAGACUGUAAGGAUGAGAGGCUUCAAAUGCAAAGUGGCAGGAGUUCCAGAGGCUAACUAUUGCAAGGAUGAAACCCAUGCUGGAAGAAAAAGGAUCAAUUGUCUGGCCAGUGGGAGAUUCUACUUCGGUAUUAUAAAUUGGAGAAGUGGUCUGAGUGAGUAUUGGUAUGGGGGAACAGUGGAAUUCAUGCUGGCCAGAGGUCAACAUGGCUACGUUGUUUGUUCAGAGACAGUAAAGUGAAGAGGAGUGUAAAAGGGUGAAUACAGAAGUAGAGAAAUGGGAAAGUCAAUGUCCUAUGAUUGUUGUGCGGAAAUCAGCAGCUAAGAAGAAAGACCAUGCCAAGUGUUUAAAACAGAUUGAAAACCUGCAAAGUCAGCGUAGCUCAGAGAGGAGAAACGUGUGUAUCUGAUGUGAGCACUGAUGGUCAUGGGGAUGCAAAUUGGGGUGAUCUAUGUCUGUGUUGGCCAAGUGGUUAAGGCGUUCAUCUAGCAAUCUGAAGGUUGCUAGUUCGAGCCUUGGCUGAGGCAGCGUGUUGUGUGCUUGAGCAAGGCACUUAACCACACAUUGCUCUGCGACGACACCGGUGCCAAGCUGUAUGGGUCCUAGUGCCCUUCCCUUGGACAACAUCGGUGUCGUGGAGAGGGGAGACUUGCAGCAUGGGCAACUGCCGGUCUUCCAUACAACCUUGCCCAGGCUUGCGCCCUGGAAACCUUCCAAGGCGCAAAUCCAUGGUCUCACGAGACUAACGGAUGCCUAUAUAUGUCUGAGAUGACACCCUAAUAGUGAGGAUGAUUAGGGGAGUGAUCUGCCUUCAUGUGGAUUUUUCCAAGGGAGGGGUGGAACCUUCUACUCCGCCUGCCCCAGUGGUGUCCGUGGUGAUGGAGAGAGCUCAGGAGACACCAGAGCCAGAGGGACCAAUGGUGACACGGCAUUCUACCCCUUUGAAUGUGGCCCAAUUGAGUGCUAUAGCUGCGAUAUACCAAAGUGUAGCUUGGGAGACAACCCUUGGGAACUUUUCCAAUAUAUUCAAGAGCACAGGAUAGGUAGCUCAUGGCUUAGAUGAAGCACAGAAUAGGAAGAUAAGCCUUCUGUGUCUAACUUCAGUGUUACACUCAGCUCUGUCUGAUGAACCUUGUUAUUACAAGGUCGUAAUGUUGCAAUUAAAAGUGUUAACAGUACAACCAAGCUCACUAACAAUUUAGCUUAUCGAUGUGAGCCUCAUGAGUGUCAGGUGACAGCAGUACAAGGACGAACUGACCAUUCAUUCACUUCUUAAAAUCAGGAGAGGAAAAUAAAGUCCAACGACUGGAAAAUUCCUUUUGAAGGAUCUUUAAUGGAUCAUUGUCAGUUCAGGAUGGAGAGAGAUUUAUAGGAUAUGAUUUAUAUGUAGGGGACAAGGAGGGAGCCAAGAUUGAAAGUGUUUCAAUCAAGUUACCAAAAAUAGUGAGUGCCCAGAUGGCAGAACUUUCAGAUGUAGCUUUUGUUGUCAGCCAUCCAGACAGAUAUCCUUAAGGGAAAAUCCUGCCUGACAAACCUACUGGAUUUCUUUGAGGAGAUUACAAGUAGGAUAGAUAAAGGGAAUGCAGUGGAUAUUGUAUAUUUGGACUUUCAGAAGGCCUUUGUCAAGGUGCCACGCAUGAGGCUGCUUACCAAGUUAAGAGCCCAUGGUAUUACAGGAAAGUUACUAACAUGGUUAGAGCAUCAGCUGAUUGGUAGGAUGCGACGAGUGGGAAUAAAAGGAUCCUUUUCUGGUUGGCUGCCAGUGACUAGAGGUGUUCUGCGGGGUCGGUGUUAGAACCACUUGUUAUUAUGCUCUAUAUAAAUUAUUCAGACGAUUGAAAAGAUGGAUUUGUUGCCAAGUUUGCACGAUAUGAAGAUUGGUGGAGAGGCGGGUCAGCUGCAGAAGGACGUAGACAAAUUAGGAGAAUGGGCAAGAAAAUGGCAAAUGAAAUACAAUGUUGGAAAACACAUGGUCAGGCACUUUGGUAGUAGAAAUAAAUGUGCAAACUAUUUUGCAAAUGGGAAGAAAAUCCAAAAAUCUGAGAUGCAAAGGGACUUGAGAGUCCUCAUGCAGAACACCCUAAAAUUUAACUUCACGUAGAAUUGGUGGUGAGGAAGGCAAAUGCAAUGUUAGCAUUCAUUUCAAGAGGUCUAGAAUACAAAAGCAGGGAUGUGAUACUGAGGUUUUAUAAGGCACUGGUGAGGCUUCACCUUGAGUAUUGUGAACAGUUUUGGGCUCCUCAUCUAAGAAAAGAUGUGCUGGCAUUGGAGAGGUUCAGAGGAGGUCCACAGGGAUGAUUUUGGGAAUGAAAGGGUUAUCAUUACAAGGAAUGUUUGAUAGCUCUGAGUCUGUACUCACUGGAAUUUAGUAGGAUGACGGGGGAUCUCAUUGAAACCUUUUGAAUUUUGAAAGGCCAAGACAGAGUAGAUGUGGAAAGGAUGUUUCCCAUGGUGGGGGAAUCUAGGAAGAGGGCAUAGCCUCAGGAUAGAGGGGCAUCCUUUUAAAACAGAAACAAAGAAAGCCCUUUAGCCAGAGGGUGGUGAAUUUGUGGAACUUAUUACCGCAGGCAGCUGUGGAGACCAGGUCAUUGGGGGUAUUUAAGGCAAUGCUUGAUAGGUUUUUGAUUGAACAUGGCAUCAAAGGUUACGGAGAGAAAGCCAGGGAGUGGGGCUGAGGAGGGGGAGAAAGGGUCAGCCAUAAUUGAAUGGUGGAGCAGACUCGAUGGGCCAAGUGGCCGAAUUCUGCUCCUAUAUCAUAUGGUCUUGUAUCCUUCAUCAGCAGUGCAUGUAGUCAGAUAGUAUGUUUUUUUGUAAUGGUUUGACUGAAUAUUUUAUUGUAAGUUGGAGGUUACAUCUCAGCCGAUGGUAAACCUUUACCAUCACUACCCCUGUUGAAGGCUCACUUAAAGACAUGCUUAGAAUGGAAUGAGUUAGACAAACUUGGAGCAAGGUGCAGGGUGAAAUGGAAUCCAGAUAUAGAGCGAGUGAUGACACAGAAACCACCAAUCAGUAUGCUUAUAGACUUCGUGAAGAUACAACAACAGCAUUGAGUUAGCAAAGGUACAGAGAGGAGAGAAUUCUGAAGAGAAUGGGAACUAUCCAUGAGUACAGGUAUGGAGCAGAAUUGUACUUCAUAAUGACAGAUUUAUGGUGCCAGAUGGUGAAAGAAAGAACCCAGAUGAUGUAUUGGUAUCAUGACAUCUUUGGGCACCAAAGAGGAGAUAGAACUAUGGAACAUUUGAAGAAUUUGUGUUGGUGGCCAAAAAAGCAAAGAGAUGUAGAACAUUAUUGUAAGAAUUGUUUGAUUUGUGCCCAGUAUAACCCAGAUAAAUUAGCUAAAAAAGCAGUUUUAAGACACACACAGCCCAUAGAAGGACCAUGGGUUAACUUGCAGAUUGAUUUUGUAGGACCUUUAUCUCUAUCCCUGGAGGACUGAAAUAUGUCCUAGUGAUAGUGGAUACUUUCACCAAGUGGAUAGAGGCUUUCCAAACUAGAAAUAACACCGAGCAACACACACAAAAUGCUGGGGGAACUCUGCAGGCCAGUCAGCAUCUAUGGAAAAAAGUACAGUCAACGUUUUGGGCUGAAACCCUUGGGCAGGACUCUCUUGUUUGUUUAGAAGUAUCACCGAUAAGGUUACGGCCAGGAUUUUGUUUGAGAGAGUUUUUACCCAUUGGAGAUUGUCAAGUAGUAUCAGAUCAAGGUCCCCACUUCUCUGCAAAGUGAUGCAAAACUGUUUGUUUCAUAUCCCUUAUUGACUCCAAUCCAGUGGAACAGGAUUUUAAAGACAACGUUAGCUAAAAUAGCAACAUAAUAUUUUGUUAAUUACUUUUGAAUGCCUCAGUAUAUGGUAUAAAAUCAGGUAUAGUUACAAGUAAAAAUUUGUGACCCUUUGCAAUUACCUAGUUUUCUGCAUUGAUUCUUCAUAAAACGUGGUCUGACCUUCAUCUAAGUUGCAAUAAUAGACAAACACAAUCUGCCUAAACUAAUAACACACAAACAAUUGUAGUUUACGUGUCUUUAUUGAACACAUUCUUUAAUCAUUCACAGUCAAGGCUGGAAAAAGUAUAUGUAUCCUUGUACUUAAUAACUGGUAGAACCUCCUUUUGCAGCAAUAAAGGAACCUAGACUUUGAUUGUUUAAAUGGUGUACUCAGUAUUGACGAAAAGAACAAUUGUUUGUGUGUUAAUAGUUUAGGCAGAUUUGAGUUUAUCUAUUAUUUUGCUUAGAUGAAAAUCAGACCACAUUUUAUGAGUAAUUGAUGCAGGUAAUUACAAAGUGUUCACAGACCAUUUCUUGCAGCUGUAUAUUUUAUCAUGUUUCUUUGAUAUGCUUUUGUACUGAUAAUAUUUUUAAAUAUGCCAUUGUUGAUAUUACUUUUGUACCUGUGUCUUAGAGUAUGAUAUUCUGUAAGUAUCUUUAUCAGUCUUAUUUGGUGUAGUCAUGAAUGCUGGUGUACCUCUUGGACUGUAUUCACUCAGACAUAUAAACAGUAGUGUGAUCCCCAGAAUUUUCUGUGGAUCAAA